CUAGUUUUCAAAUUGUGCGACCUGCGUUUAAAAUCAAGAGAGAUCUGAACAAUUUCUUUUGGUUUUACAUCCUUAUUGUAGCAAGGUAACAUAAUUUGAAACAGCUAUUAUCUAAUUUUUGUGAGCAAGAGUACUUCCAGAAAAAUGGCUUCAUCUUCAUCAAAUUCAUUUUCUGCUGCCGAAAAAGAACUCAAAGCACCGCCAUUGGCCAAUUGCAAGAGAGGAAGAGGCGUCAUACUUCGCGGAGAGAGGUUUUGUUGCGAGAUGAUACGUAUUCAGGUUCUGGGACUAGGACUUCAGUCGUCGAUUAGACUGGGUCUCUUGAAGAAAAGUCAUAGCUGCAUCAGCACGAAACAUCUGUAGCCUUCUAAUUUAAUAUACAAUGCAAAGCUGAAAUUCUUGAUCAUGUUAAUUGGAAUGUCGAGGAAAUUCAUCUGGGAUUAAGUGCAAUGAAGCCUCCAUCGCCCUAAGCUUUUUCUCACACAGGACACCAAUAGCCACACCGAAUUUGCUUGUAAUCUGAACGUGGAAAUUCAGCAGACAAGAAUUCAUGUUGAACACGGUGUGACUGUUUGCUUUUAGUGACGUGUUGUUACCGACAGGCAUUGGAUUCCCCGUACCACACUUUCUCAGAAACCAAGGAUGAGAAGAGUAAAACAUUGUUCACACA
This is a messenger RNA of Rubroshorea leprosula, 670 nucleotides long. NCBI's taxonomy places the organism in Eukaryota, Viridiplantae, Streptophyta, Magnoliopsida, Malvales, Dipterocarpaceae. The record is from the annotation of a GenBank genome assembly.